AUGUCGCCCUCUGAUUUCCUGGACAAGCUUAUGGGACGAACGUCAGGGUAUGAUGCCCGGAUUCGACCCAACUUCAAAGGUCCGCCCGUCAACGUGACGUGCAACAUCUUCAUCAACAGCUUCGGCUCCGUCACCGAGACCACCAUGGACUACCGGGUGAACGUGUUCCUGCGGCAGCAGUGGAAUGACCCCCGCCUGGCUUACCGCGAGUACCCCGACGACUCCCUGGACCUCGACCCCUCCAUGCUCGACUCCAUCUGGAAGCCAGACUUGUUCUUUGCCAACGAGAAAGGGGCCAAUUUCCACGAGGUCACCACCGACAACAAGCUGUUGCGCAUCUUCAAGAACGGCAACGUGCUCUACAGCAUUAGGUUGACACUGAUCCUGUCCUGCCCCAUGGACCUCAAGAACUUUCCCAUGGACAUCCAGACAUGCACCAUGCAGCUGGAGAGCUUUGGCUACACCAUGAAUGACCUCAUCUUCAAGUGGUUGGAGGAGCAGGAGGCUGUGCAGGUGGCAGAGGGCUUGACACUCCCACAGUUCAUCCUCAGGGAUGAGAAGGACCUAGGCUAUUGCACCAAGUACUACAACACAGGCAAGUUCACCUGCAUCGAGGUGAAGUUCCACCUGGAGAGACAGAUGGGUUACUACCUGAUCCAGAUGUACAUCCCCAGCCUGCUCAUCGUCAUCCUCUCCUGGGUCUCCUUCUGGAUCAACAUGGAUGCGGCACCGGCCCGGGUGGGCUUGGGCAUCACCACCGUGCUCACCAUGACCACGCAGAGCGCUGGCUCCCGUGCCUCCCUGCCCAAGGUCUCCUACGUGAAGGCCAUCGACAUCUGGAUGGCCAUUUGCCUGCUCUUUGUCUUCGCUGCCCUGUUGGAGUACGCAGCCGUCAACUUCGUCUCCCGGCAGCACAAGGAGUUCAUGCGGCUGGGCCGGC
This is a messenger RNA of Nestor notabilis (Kea), 940 nucleotides long. Its product is annotated as glycine receptor subunit alpha-4. The annotation marks the transcript as partial. The transcript is spliced from 7 exons. Gene Ontology annotation, biological process: nervous system process; signal transduction; chemical synaptic transmission. Lineage: Eukaryota; Metazoa; Chordata; Aves; Psittaciformes; Psittacidae. Gene Ontology annotation, molecular function: transmembrane signaling receptor activity; glycine binding; chloride channel activity. Gene Ontology annotation, cellular component: plasma membrane; synapse; neuron projection. The record is from RefSeq and is a predicted model, not a curated record.